Molecule: messenger RNA, 1257 nt
Organism: Erythranthe guttata (spotted monkey flower)
Lineage: Eukaryota; Viridiplantae; Streptophyta; Magnoliopsida; Lamiales; Phrymaceae
Product: myosin heavy chain-like protein
Cellular component (GO): myosin complex
Molecular function (GO): cytoskeletal motor activity
Source: RefSeq, a predicted model, not a curated record
UCAGGGGACGGGAUUUUCAACGUUAAUAUUCGUUGACUACAAUUUAUCCUCUUAAUUAUUCUUCUCUCAAUCAAAUACGCCUUCCCCAGCUAAUUGACAGGCGAGCGAAACCCACCACCAGAUUGCAGCUCAUCGGCCACCACCGCCGCCGCCGCCGAUCGUGCUGCGUAUUCUCUCCAUAUUCUGCUAAUGUCGCGAUUUCUAUACAGCCGCCGGGUACAAGUCGAAGCGGCCGAACCCCCAGCUCCCCGGUACGAUUCCGUCGACGAUGAAACCCUAAACGGCGACGACGGUGGCGCUGACGGAAGCGACAACUUGAAACUGAAGCCGUCUGAAAGCAAUGUGACGGAGGAUCUGGAACCGUUUAUGGGGGUCAAAGUUCGCAGGAAAGCCUCUCGCAUUCGGGAUUAUGUCGGCGAUUACCUCGAUGUUCAAACCAGGCCUUAUCUUAUGAAAAUUCUCGAGAAACAAGGUGAUAGAAAAGUUCUCUUUGCGGAUAAAGUUCUAAAGUUCACUGGAUCAGGGAAGAUGAAACGGAGAAUACUUUUGAUUACUGAUUGUGCUAUCUACAUUGUGGACCCAGAUAUUGAUGCACUCAAAAGAAGGAUAGCCCUAGCCGCUGUUGAGAAACUUUGUUUAAGUGAACUAAGUGACAAUUUCUUUGCCAUUAUCAUUCCCACAGAAUACGAUUUACUCAUGGCUAGUACACGAAAGACGGAAAUUGUGACUGUGUUGGUAGAUGCCACCAAAAAUGCAUCUGAUUACGAACUUGAGGUUUCCCUAUCUAACAGGUUUGAGUAUAAUCCAUCCGCAGAGAUGGUGAAGGAAGUUCAAUUUGAGGACACGGAAGGUGCUGUAAGAACAAGAAUUGUGCAGAAAUGAGUUGCCCAGUUGGUUUGGCCAUCCUGUACUUGCUGUUGUAGGGGUAUGUUCAUUGCUACAGAAGUGUGUGCUAAGGUCACAUAAAUUGGCAUUUUUCAUGCUGUAAAGGUGUUUUCGAUCGUAAUGUUUCAUCUGCUUUCUGGUGUAGUAGGGAAUUCCGUAUAUGCAUUUAAGUAUAUAUUAGAUCAAUACAUAACGAAUCUUCACAUUGAUUUAUUAUUCUUUGUACCCCAAGUAAUAUGAGUAUUUCUUGAUUGUUUCCCUCUCUACUCAGGUGUGAAAUAUUUUCUUUCGUUUUGUUUAAAUGGAUAUGUUUUGAUAUGCACUUAUACUCUAUUCAAUGUAAUUCAGUGUUGCCGGCUUGUUUUAUAUACA